This is a messenger RNA of Gopherus flavomarginatus (Mexican gopher tortoise), 3785 nucleotides long. It is a transcript of the gene POLD1, whose product is annotated as DNA polymerase delta 1, catalytic subunit. Gene Ontology annotation, cellular component: delta DNA polymerase complex. The record is from RefSeq and is a predicted model, not a curated record. The coding region runs from base 90 to 3638 and encodes 1182 amino acids. Gene Ontology annotation, molecular function: DNA binding; DNA-directed DNA polymerase activity; 3'-5'-DNA exonuclease activity. The transcript has 29 exons. NCBI's taxonomy places the organism in Eukaryota, Metazoa, Chordata, Testudines, Testudinidae. Gene Ontology annotation, biological process: DNA replication proofreading; nucleotide-excision repair, DNA gap filling; base-excision repair, gap-filling.
GGAACGGGGGGGCGGGGCUCAACUGUCACCGGCCCCCCGCCUGUGUUGGCGGGAGAGUCGGAGACUGAGUGCGGGGCCUGAGAGCCAGGAUGGAGUCCAAGCGGAAGGCGCCCGUGGUGGGGGCUGGUGGGGGGGACCCCGCUCCGGCCCCACGGAAGCGGCCCAAGGGGGGCGACUGGGAGGUCGACGGCCCCUCGCACUUUGAGGAGGAGCUGGCCCUGCUGGACGAGGUGGAGGCCGAGAUGGCGCUGGAGAUGAAGGAGUCGCAGCCGGCCCCUGACACGGUGCCCCUGGGGAGCCUGAUCUCCUCCGUGGGGAACCCCAAGUGGCAGAGGCCCCCGCCCCCCAGGAUAAACCCUACCCAGGACGCGCUCUGCUUCCAGCAGGUGGAGCUGGACUACUAUGUGGGUGUCCCUGUGCCAGGCAUGCCCGGUGCCACCCAGGGCCCGGUGCCCAUUCUCCGGAUGUUCGGCGUCACCGCAGCCGGAAACAGCGUCUGUUGCCACAUCCAUGGCUUCGCCCCCUACUUCUACGUGCCCGCCCCGGCCGGCUUCCAGCCCCAGCACCUGAGUGACUUCCAGCGGGAGCUGAACGGGGCCGUGCUGCGGGACCUGCGCUCCAACCGGGAGGGGCUGAGCCGGGCCGUGCUGGCCGUGGAGAUGUGCAGCAAGGAGAGCAUGUACGGGUACCACGGGCAGCGCCGCCUGCCCUUCCUGAAGGUGACCCUGGCGCUGCCGCGGCUGGUGGCGCCCGCCAAGCGGCUACUGGAGCAGGGGCUGCGCUGCGAGGGGCUGGGCGUGCUGGGCUACUCAGCCUACGAGGCCAACAUCGACUUCGAGAUCCGGUUCAUGGUGGACCGGGAUGUCGUGGGCUGUAACUGGAUUGAGCUGCCCCCCGGCAAAUAUCGGCUGCGCCCCGAGCAGCACACGGGGGAGCCCCCCAAGGAGCUGGCCAAGGCCUCUCUGUGCCAGCUGGAGGCUGACGUGGGCUGGGCAGACUUCAUCAGCCACCCCCCCGAGGGCGACUGGCAGGGCAUCGCCCCACUGCGGGUACUGAGCUUCGACAUCGAGUGCGCCGGCCGCAAAGGGAUCUUCCCGGAGCCGGACAAGGACCCGGUGAUCCAGGUGGCCAACAUGGUGCUGCGUCAGGGCGAGCGCGACCCCUUCAUCCGCAACGUCUUCACCCUCCAGAGCUGCUCCCCCAUCGUGGGCUCCCAGGUGCUGUGCUACUCCCAGGAGGCCGAGCUGCUCAAGGCCUGGGCGGAGUUUGUGAGGAUCGUGGACCCUGAUAUCGUCACCGGCUACAACAUCCAGAACUUCGACCUGCCCUACCUGCUGCAGCGUUCCCAGACCCUCAAGGUUUCCACCUUCCCCUUCCUGGGCCGCAUCCUCGGGCGCAAAUCCCUCAUCCGGGACUCGUCCUUCCAGUCCAAGCAGAUGGGGCGGCGGGAGAACAAGGUCAUCAACGCUGAGGGGCGCAUCCAGUUCGACCUGCUGCAGGUGCUGCUGCGCGAAUACAAGCUGCGCUCGUACACCUUGAACGCCGUCAGCUUCCACUUCCUGCAGGAGCAGAAGGAGGACGUGCAACACUCCAUCAUCACUGACCUGCAGAAUGGGACGGAGCAGACGCGCCGGCGCCUGGCCGUGUACUGCCUGAAGGACGCCUACCUGCCGCUGCGCCUGCUGGAGAAACUGAUGUGCGUCAUCAACUACAUGGAGAUGGCGCGGGUCACCGGGGUGCCGCUGGGCUACCUGCUCUCCCGGGGCCAGCAGGUCAAGGUGGUGUCACAGCUGCUGCGCCAGGCCAUGAAGCAGGAGCUGGUGAUGCCCGUGGUGAAGUCGGAAGGGGGCGAGGACUAUGCUGGUGCCACGGUCAUCGAGCCUCAGAAGGGGUACUACGACGUGCCCAUCGCCACGCUGGACUUCUCCUCCCUGUACCCCUCCAUCAUGAUGGCUCACAACCUGUGCUACACCACGCUGCUGCAGCAGGGGGCGCCGGAGCGCUACGGGCUGUCCCCCGAGGAGUUUAUCCGCACCCCCACGGGCGAUCUCUUCGUCAAGGCCUCUGUGCGCAAGGGGCUGCUCCCUGAGAUCCUGGAGAACCUGCUGGCCGCCCGCAAGAGGGCCAAGGCGGAGCUGCAGCGGGAGACCGACCCCUUCAAGCGGCAGGUGCUAGACGGGCGGCAGCUGGCGCUCAAGGUCAGCGCCAAUUCGGUGUACGGCUUCACCGGCGCCCAGGUGGGCAAGCUGCCCUGCCUGGAGAUCUCCCAGAGCGUGACGGGUUUUGGGCGCCAGAUGAUUGAGAAAACGAAGCAGCUGGUGGAGUCGAAAUACACCCUGGCCAACGGGUACAGCGCCGACGCCAAGGUGGUGUACAGGGACACGGGCUGGGUCGUGGGGGGGCUGGAUCUCUCUCACCCCUCUGCCCCCCCGCAGGUGGUGUACAGGGACACGGGCUGGGUCGUGGGGGGGCUGGAUCUCUCUCACCCCUCUGCCCCCCCGCAGGUGGUGUACAGGGACACGGGCUGGGUCGUGGGGGGGGCUGGAUCUCUCUCACCCCUCUGCCCCCCCCAGGUGGUGUAUGGGGACACGGACUCGGUGAUGUGCCGCCUGGGGGUGCCCUCGGUGGCGGAGGCCAUGCGCAUCGGGCGGGAAGCCGCCACCUGGGUGUCUGGCCACUUCCCACCCCCCAUCAAGCUGGAGUUCGAGAAGGUGUACUUCCCCUACCUGCUGAUCAGCAAGAAGCGCUACGCCGGGCUGUACUUCUCCUCCAGCGCCAGCGCCCACGACAAGAUGGACUGCAAGGGCAUCGAGACCGUGCGGCGCGACAACUGCCCCCUGGUGGCCAACCUCAUCAACACCUGCCUGCGGAAACUGCUCAUCGACAGGGACCCGGCGGGCGCGGUGGCCCACGCCAAGGAGGUGAUCUCGGACCUGCUGUGUAACCGGGUGGACAUCUCCCAGCUGGUGAUCACCAAGGAGCUGACCCGCACGGCCCACGAGUACGCCGGCCACCAGGCCCACGUGGAGCUGGCCGAGAGGAUGCGGCGGCGGGAUCCGGGCAGCGCCCCCAGCCUGGGCGACCGCGUCCCCUACGUCAUCGUGAGCGCGGCCAAGGGGGUGGCGGCCUACCUGAAAUCAGAGGACCCCAUCUACGUGCUGGAGAACAACAUGCCGAUCGACACCCAGUACUACCUGGAGCAGCAGCUGGCCAAGCCCCUGCUGCGCGUCUUCGAGCCCAUCCUGGGCGAGGGCCGGGCCGAGAGCGUCCUGCUGCGAGGGGAGCACACGCGCUGCAAAACCGUCCUCACCUCCCGGGUCGGGGGGCUCAUGGCCUUUGCCACCAAACGCAGCACCUGCCUGGGCUGCCGGGCCAGCCUGCCCCACCACGGCGCGGUGUGUAAGUUCUGCGUGGGGCACCAGUCAGAGCUGUACCAGAAAGAGGUCUCUCAUCUCUCGGCGCUGGAGGAGAAGUUCUCUCGGCUCUGGACCCAGUGUCAGCGCUGCCAGGGCAGCCUGCACGAGGACGUUCUGUGCACCAGCCGGGACUGCCCCAUCUUCUACAUGCGCAAGAAGGUGCAGAAAGACCUGGAUGACCAGGAGCGGCUGGUGGCUCGAUUCGGGCCCCCCACGUGGUGACCGGGGCCCCCCCCGCUGGCAGGGGGGCAGGACACGGGGGCUCAGCCCCUCCCUCGUCAAGGGAGGUUCCCCGGGUGGGGCUGGGGGGGCCAUCAGGAGCUUUGUAAUUUUCUAUUUUCUACCUGGAAUAAAGACUCUUAUUUUCAA